Molecule: messenger RNA, 8347 nt
Organism: Zonotrichia albicollis (white-throated sparrow)
Lineage: Eukaryota; Metazoa; Chordata; Aves; Passeriformes; Passerellidae
Source: RefSeq, a predicted model, not a curated record
GGCGCUGCCGGAAGCGGGUGCGGGCCGAGCGCAGCGAGCGGCGCUCCCGGUCCCGUGUGGCCGCGGCCCCGUGGCGCCGGCGGCCUGAGGGAGUGGCGCUCCCCGACAUGUCUGCCGGGCUCUCGGCGCAGGUGUUGUUUGGAUUGUAGCAUAGAGGCACUAUGUACUCAGAGUGGAGAUCCUUGCAUCUUGUCAUUCAAAAUGAUCAGGGGAAUACCAGUGUACUUCACAGCUAUCCUGAGAAUGUGGGGAGAGAAGUGGCAAAUGCAGUGGUGCGUCCUCUUGGACAGGCUUUAAUUACAUCAUCUGUUGGAAGUGAGAGUUUACUAAAAACAGACAAAGAAGUAAAAUGGACUAUGGAGGUGGUUUGUUAUGGACUGACCCUCCCUUUGGACGGCGAUACUGUGAAAUACUGUGUGGAUGUGUAUACAGAUUGGAUUAUGGCUCUUGUGUUACCUAAGGACUCUAUUCCUUUACCUGUUAUUAAGGAACCAAACCUUUAUGUUCAAAGCAUUCUCAAACAUCUCCAAAAUCUCUUUGUACCAAGGCCAGACCCAGGAUCCAGUCAGAUCAGACUGUGCUUGCAGGUUUUGAAAGCUGUCCAGAAGCUGGCGCAUGAGUCAACAAUUAUGGCAAGAGAAACCUGGGAGGUUUUGUUAUUAUUUCUUCUUCAGAUCAAUGACACUCUUCUAGCAGCUCCAACUGUGCAAGGUGGCAUUGCUGAGAAUCUGGCUGAAAAAUUAAUUGGCGUGCUGUUUGAGGUCUGGUUACUGGCUUGCACGCGGUGCUUUCCAACACCUCCGUACUGGAAAACUGCCAAAGAGAUGGUGGCCAACUGGCGACAUCAUCCUGCAGUAGUUGAGCAGUGGAGCAAGGUCAUCUGUGCCCUUACUUCCAGGUUGCUGCGUUUUACAUACGGACCUUCAUUUCCUCCUUUCAAAAUUCCCGAUGAAGAUGCUGGUCUGAUUCCUCUGGAAAUGGAUAAUGAGUGCGUUGCACAAACGUGGUUUCGCUUUUUACAUAUGCUGAGUAAUCCUGUGGAUUUGAGUAACCCAGCCAUUAUUAGCUCUACCCCCAGAUUUCAGGAGCAGUUUCUGAAUGUGAGUGGGAUGACUCAAGAACUGAAUCAGUACCCCUGCCUUAAACAUCUGCCUCAAAUAUUCUUUCGUGCCAUGCGUGGAAUCAGCUGUUUAGUGGAUGCAUUCCUAGGCAUUUCCCGACCCCGGGCAGACAGCGCCCCGCCCACGCCAGUGAACAGGCUGAGCAUGCCCCAAAGCACCGCUACCAACACCACUCCGCCCCACAACCGGCGGCACCGCGCCGUGACCGUCAACAAAGUGACCAUGAAAACCAGCACUGUAACUACUGCACAUGCUUCCAAAGUGCAGCACCAACCCUCUUCUACUUCUCCACUCUCUAGCCCAAACCAGACAAGCUCUGAGCCUCGGCCGCUGCCAGCUCCUCGCAGGCCAAAGGUUAACAGCAUCUUGAACCUCUUUGGAUCGUGGUUGUUUGAUGCAGCAUUUGUUCACUGUAAACUUCAUAAUGGAAUAAACAGAGACAGCAGCAUGACUGCAUCUUUUAUCCAAAUUCUUCUUUCUUAUAAAUCUUCUAUAGCAACGCAGGCUAGUGUGGAGUUCCGCCGGAAAGGAUCCCAAAUGUCCACUGACACUAUGGCUUCCAACCCCAUGUUUGAUGCAAGUGAAUUCCCAGACAACUAUGAAGCAGGAAGGGCAGAGGCGUGCGGGACACUGUGUAGGAUAUUUUGUAGCAAGAAGACUGGGGAGGAAAUAUUACCAGCUUACCUAUCCCGAUUUUACAUGCUUUUAAUUCAGGGUUUGCAGAUAGCAGAUUUCAUUUGCCACCCGGUUCUUGCCAGUGUUAUUCUAAACUCCCCUCCUCUGUUCUGCUGUGACCUGAAAGGCAUUGAUGUUGUGGUUCCCUACUUCAUUUCGGCUCUGGAGACUAUUUUACCUGACAGGGAACUCUCAAAGUUUAAAAUCUAUGUAAACCCCACAGAGCUAAGAAGAGCUUCUAUUAACAUCUUGCUGUCUCUGUUGCCUCUCCCUCAUCAUUUUGGAACAAUAAAGUCUGAGGUUGUCCUGGAAGGGAAAUUCAGCAAUGAUGAAAGCUCAGCGUAUGAUAAACCAGUAACAUUCCUGUCCUUGAAGCUGAGGCUUGUGAACAUCCUUAUAGGAGCUUUGCAAACGGAAACUGAUCCCAACAACACUCAAAUGAUACUAGGUGCAAUGUUAAAUAUUGUUCAGGAUUCAGCACUGCUAGAAGCCAUUGGCUGUCAGAUGGAAACAAAUGGUGGUGAAAACAACCUCUUCAAAAGCCACAGCCGCACCAACAGUGGCAUUAGCACUGCAAGCGGUGGCAGCACCGAGCCCACGACACCCGACAGCGAGCGGCCAGCACAGGCCCUCCUGAGGGAUUAUGAUACAGCUGCUGGAUUGCUGAUCCGCAGCAUUCACCUGGUAACCCAAAGGCUCAACUCGCAGUGGAGGCAGGACAUGAGUAUCUCCCUGGCUGCCCUGGAGCUGCUCUCUGGACUGGCAAAGCACUCGCGCGACCUGCACUCCAUGAUCGUGGCGGCCUUCCAGUGCCUCUGCGUGUGGCUCACCGAGCACCCCGACAUGCUGGACGAGAAGGACUGUUUAAAAGAGGUACUGGAGAUUGUGGAGCUGGGUAUUUCAGGAAGUAAAUCCAAAAACAGUGAGCAGGAGGUCAAGUACAAAGGAGAUAAGGAGCCAAACCCUGCAUCCAUGCGAGUGAAGGAUGCUGCUGAAGCUACAUUGACAUGCAUUAUGCAGUUACUUGGAGCAUUUCCUUCUCCCAGUGGUCCUGCUUCUCCUUGCAGCUUGGUGAAUGAAACCACGUUAAUUAAAUAUUCCCGUCUCCCUACCAUAAACAAGCACAGCUUCCGUUACUUUGUUUUGGACAACAGUGUCAUCCUGGCCAUGUUGGAGCAGCCUCUAGGGAAUGAACAGAAUGACUCUUUCCCCUCUGUCACGGUGUUGAUCCGUGGGACAUCUGGAAGAUUUGCGUGGGCCCAGCAACUCUGUCUUUUACCAAGAGGAGCUAAAGCAAAUCAAAAGACAUUUGUACCAGAACCUAGACCAGCUCCCAAAAAUGAUGUUGGGUUGAAACACAGUGUGAAACAACGCCCUUUUCCUGAAGAAGUGGACAAGAUUCCAUUUGUGAAAGCUGACUUGAGCAUUCCAGAUUUACAUGAAAUUGUGAAUCAGGAACUUGAAGAGCGCCAUGAGAAGCUGAGGAAUGGCAUGGCUCAGCAGAUUGUCUUUGAGACUUCCAUAGAUCAGAGGAGUGAAGAGGAGUGGCGGAAGAAGAGCUUUCCCGACCCCAUCACGGAGUGCAAGCCCCCGCCGCCGGCGCAGGAGUUCCAGACAGCGCGUCUGUUCCUCUCGCACUUCGGGUUCCUCUCCUUAGAGGCGUUGAAGGAACCUACUAACAGUCGUCUACCUCCUCACCUGAUUGCACUUGACUCUGCUCUUCCUGGGUUUUUUGAUGACCUUGGCUACUUGGAUUUGUUACCGUGUCGUCCUUUUGAUACUGUUUUCAUUUUCUACAUGAAGGCAGGCCAGAAAACUAGCCAGGAGAUCCUGAAGAACAUGGAGUCUUCCAGAAUUGUUCAGCCUCACUUCCUGGAGUUCUUGCUGUCUCUUGGCUGGUCUGUUGAUGUUGGGAAGCACCCUGGGUGGACUGGUCAUGUCUCAACAAGCUGGUCAAUCAAUGGCUGCAGUGAUGAAGAGGGACCUGAACAAGAUGAUCUAACUAUCUCAGAAGAUGUUGGGGCAAGUAUCUUCAAUGGGCAGAAGAAGGUGCUGUAUUAUGCAGAUGCCCUGACAGAAAUCGCCUUUGUUGUCCCAUCACCAGUGGAAUCACUGACUGAUUCACUGGAAAGCAGUGUUUCUGACCAAGAAAGUGACUCCAACAUGGAUCUGCUGCCAGGAAUAUUGAAGCAGCAGCCUCUGACACUUGAACUCUUCCCCAAUCAUACAGACAAUCUUAAUCCCUCCCAGCGGCUCAGUCCUACUGCUAGAUCCAAGAGGAUGCCUCAGGGCCGGACCAUCCCCCCAAUGGGGCCUGAAACCAAAGUGUAUGUGGUCUGGGUGGAGCGCUAUGAUGAUAUAGAAAACUUCCCCCUCCCUGAUCUGCUAUCUGAGACUAGCACUGGUGUGGAAACCACAGCCAAUAGUAGCACUUCCCUGAGAUCUACCAUUCCUGAGAAGGAAGUUCCUGUGAUCUUCAUCCAUCCUCUAAACACUGGCUUAUUCAGGAUAAAACUACAAGGAGCAACUGGGAAAUUCAACAUGGUUAUCCCACUGGUGGAUGGAAUGAUAGUCAGUAGGAGAGCUCUUGGUUUUCUAGUGAGACAGACAGUAAUAAAUAUUUGUCGGAGAAAGAGGCUGGAAAGUGACUCAUACAACCCCCCCCACGUCCGCCGAAAACAGAAAAUCGCAGAUAUUGUCAAUAAAUACCGGAACAGGCAGCUGGAGCCAGAGUUUUAUACCUCACUUUUCCAGGAGGUUGGGCUCAAGAACUGCAACCCCUAGGUCAUUAUCUUCCAGGACAAUUGGAUCAGAGGUUGGUGGCUACACGAAUGAAAACAGUUAAAUAACAACAACAAAUUUUCUCAGCCCUCCGGAAUUCAGGAAAUCAUGUUCUAGCACAAGUCAGCAGAUACCACGUGGGAGGAAUGAGAAAUGAAUCUGAAACAUAGCAGUUGGGAUAUUGAAUUGAUUCACCUACCCUCAGAAGAUUACUGAAUUCUAGUCUUCCUGGAUGCUAGCAAAAUAAUCUCUUCACCCAGUCAUCCUUUCCCGACUAAUUAGGAACUGUAGGUGUCUUGCUCUGAGGGGAAAACAAUCAAAGUAAAGCCAUCUCUGCAUAUGAGGAUGGAAAUAAGAAUACAAACCAACCUGCCUUAGAUGCCUUGCUGCACCCACGUGUCCAAGGGCAAGAAAGCAGGAUCUUUCCUUGGAGGAGGAGUCUGUUCCAGAGCAUUAACUUCCCCUGUAAGAACUUCAAAGACAUUUUGAGUCCCCCUUCAGUGCUCCACAGAAAAUCCUUCACUGAGUGUAACCCAUCUGUGUACCAGAGGCCGGAGGAGGAAGAUGGCUUGGGAGAAGCAGGCCCUGAAAGCCAAAGCCCAGAUGCUGUAUGUGGCCACUCCCACCAGGGCUCCAAGUGAGUCCAUCUGCAUACGAGACAACCACCAUCACCUGAAAUUAACUGACUUUCCAGAAAGAGUUAUUAUUGGAUAGAGCUUUUGAUUCUAUAAAAGCGAGGUUAUGACUUUCAGAUCUGUUGCAAAAUGUCACAUUUUAUUUCAGUAGCUUGAUUUUUAUUUUUUAAUUCCUUUUUUAAUGCAACUACUUAAUUUAUUUUCAAGUGUCUGUGUCACCUCCUCACCAUUUCCAUAAAAAGCAUAAACAUCACUUGCCUUCGUUCCAUUGGAUUGAAAUCUGAGAUUUUGGGGCUGCCUCCUCCCUGUUAUUUAUAGCAUGAGCAGUUUUUGCAGCUUCUACAACUUUUUUCAGAAGCUCCUGUUAAACAGACUAAACAACUCAAAAAGAAAAUUCACGAAUUCAUCUUUUCCCUAUUAAUUCAAAUGCCAUGAAAGCCCCUUUGGAGUUAUAAUUCACAUUGUUUUGAAUCUCCAGUAUGUUCUCAUGUUCGGCAGCAGUGCAUCCCUUCCACCUAGGUCAGGAGUUUUCUUUUUCAGCCUGUGGCUUUGGUGUGUUCAGGACCCAAAGAAUGUGCUGGGACAAGAAGUUUACAGCCAGGGUUGGGCUCUCAGAGGUGUGGUGGGUGCAGGCAGCCCUGGGAGCCCCUCUGGAUCCCGGCCCAUCCCAGCUGCUGCUGCAGAGAUAGAGAGUGUGCAGCUCCCAAAUUCCUGGGAUCUGCAGCUUGGCAGCAGCAGCAGGAUCCUCAUGCUUCCAGCACCAGGUAAGGGAAGAGAAUGAGUGAGCAGGAAUUUGGGGAGCUCUUCACAUUCUUUUCAAAGUGGUUUUAAUAACAGUGCUCUGCAUUGCAGUAAUACUUGUCAGGCAUUGGAUUUUGAUAUUUCAGAUCUACUUUUUGCAACAGUUCUGACCUGAAGCAGUCUUAAUUGUUUCAUUACAGCUUAUCUGCCAAGGACAGACCUCGCUCCUGGCUUUCCUUGUGGUUUGUCACAGAGUUCAUGGAAACAGGCCCCUAAAAAUACACGUGAAAGGACUGAGGUGGUCAACCAAGGUGAUGUGUGCUUGUUGCAGGGAACAAGUGCACUGGCUUCUCAAUUCAGGAGCUCUGGAAUUUGAUCCAGAUGAAUAAAAAGUGAAAAAAUGAAAUCACCCAAAGAAAACGCCUGUAUCAGGAUGUGUGCUGGCUGGCCCAUUCCUGUGUGCUGCCCAGGUGGCAGAAGGAGCUCCAGGGCAGUGUUUGGGCACAUUGGCCAAGCUGUGCAGGGACCUUGGACAGCCUCAUUCCUCUGCCAAACUCUUGCCAGGAGCAAUUUAAUGCACGGGCGCUGAAUUUACCCUCACUGUGUUUGUACCUAUGAGAGCUAAUUAAUGGCCAAACACACUUGAGCCCACUGGUGUAAAAGGCAUGAGCAAUGCAUGUGUAACCAAUAAACAUCCUGAGCAACCCCUGUGUCUGCACACUGAUAGUGUAAAAGCAACCCCACCUGCCACGGCUGAUGCAGCACAGCUGCCAGGCAGUCAGGGGCAGUCACAAAUGCAGAUGGGCCUUGGGGCAAACCCAAGUUUGAGUGGUUUCUGACAGGGAUAGUCAAGUAGACUGCCUGAAGAUUUACUUUCUUUAAAAGGACCUGUGCUUGGCUGAAGGGUUGUCUUGGGUCUAUUUCCAUGCUCACCUAAAGACACCCAUGGGAGCAGUAACAGCUGUGAGAGCCAAUGACUUGGCAGGAGUCUGGAAAGAAGGGAACUUGGGCACGUUGUGGCUACUCCCAGUGCCAGGGAUGGAUGUAUCAUGUAUCAGUAGUGUUGUAGAACCAGCUGGUGAGCAGGUUACAGGUGCUGUGACAUGGCUGUGUGUGGUGGGAUUGGCUCUCUGGAAAGUUGAGCCUUUGGGAAAAUCACAGUUCAGUAUAAAAAUGUGAUGCAAAAUUGUGCUGCCAGCCCUCAUGGUUUCGGUGCUGGUCACAGCAGUGGGCACCCUGGGCAGACUGUGCCAGUGCAGAGGUGCCUGCAGGGACUGUCACUCCUUCCCCAGGAUGUGUGGAGGUCUCAGGCUUCAUAACAAAAUGCACCCAACCAGUUUGAGAAUUAUAUCCAUCCCCUCAAAGUCUGACUGAAUUCCAAUGGCUUUAGCUAGUCCAGGGUACUGUCUUAGAGCUUUUCCCAUGAAGGGUCAGAGCAAAUGAGGUUUAUUUCCAUGAUGACUUGCAAGAGUUAUCCAAGAAUCUAGAUUUUUUUUUUAUAUAUCACAAACUGCUGCAUAGAAUUCCUGACUUGAUGCUUGGGUGGCUUGGGUCAGCAUCCCUGUCCAUCAUAGGGGAUGAGGGCUGCCCCCACCCCUCCACCUGCAAGUGUUCCACCCAGGGAUGCUUUUCAUCCAGCCUUUCAGUUUGAGUUCAUAAUUCUGUUUAAACAGAGCAGGAGGUGACCACUGUCACAUUGUUAAACACAGUGUUGAAUUUACUUUUUAGUACCUUAAUAGAGACUUUUAAAGAAAAGCCAUUCUUUUAAAGGUACUUCUAGGAAGGCAUUAGAACCUUAGAGCAAGUAGGAGAGGGAGGACAGUGCCUGUGGAAUUGGUGCAUCUGUGGGUAGCAGUGUGCAGGGCUGGAGGGAGGAGCAGCCCUGGCCAUGCCUGCUGGGUGCUCUGUAGGUCACAGAGUUUCUUUUCACAAGGUUCUGCAUGCCCAGGAGGAGGAGAAAACUAAAUUUCAGCCUCACAGACAAAUUUGAUGCAUUUUCCUGAUUGUGUAAUUGAGUGAUACCUUUGAAGGCAAACACAGCCCUUUUCCCCAUGGAUUUAGCAGGAGCAAUUAGAAGUGAGAAUGCCAGAUAUCAUGUGCUUCAAUCAUAGACAAUUUGUAUGAAUUCCUAUAUGUUGCCAAGACAUGAACGUUCUGUUCUUACUGUAUUUUUCUGUAAAUAUUCCUGGCGCUAAGUUGUAAAGUAAAGGUAAAAUGUAAAUAUGAAGAUGUGAACUAUGUUCUGUUGUCUCUAGUACUUUAUCUCUUAUUUGUUUAGGGAAGGCACACAAAGGCUUGUUUGUAUUUAUGCCAAUUCUUUGUCCAGAAGAAACACAUCAAAUAUUGAAUGUAACACAAUUAGUCCAAUAAAUUUUAAAGAUUCUUAUCUAGUAA